AUGGGUGGCUCGCAACCAUGGCCGCAAGUUCCGGUCGGGAAUAAAGACCACACUGACGCUGCAGUCGUUAUCAUUGGAGCCGGUAUCUCUGGUAUGUGCAUGGCAAUCGACCUCAUUAAGCGCAACCAAUGCCACAACUUCAUCAUUGUUGAGAAGAGCUCCAGCGUCGGCGGAACAUGGCAUGACAACAAAGAGUACCCUGGCCAAGAGGAAAUACUUGACUAUCUUCGCAACGUAGCCCGCAAAUACAACCUCUACAAAUACAUCCGGUUCAACACAUCAGUCGAAUCCGCGACAUGGGACGAUUCCAAGAACCGUUGGAAGGUCGACGUCAACGUGACUGGUGGUAAAGACGCAGAAUUCAAUCCUGCUUAUAGUAUCGAAUGCGACUUUUUAGUCUCAGCUGUUGGCCAGCUGAACCAGCCACAAUAUCCAGAAAUUGAAGGGUUAGGAGACUUCAAGGGCAAGAUCAUGCAUUCGGCGCGUUGGGAUUGGAGCCACAGCCUUGAGGGCAAAAGUGUGGGCAUCAUCGGUAACGGUGCUACUGCUGCUCAAAUUAUUCCCGAGAUCUUGCCACAAACAUCCUCAUUGACAAUCUACCAACGAACUCCAAAUUGGGUCAUUCCACGUCUCGAUGGGCCCGUCAGCGCCUUCAAACGCGCAGUACUGCGCUACCUUCCCCCAGUUCGCUGGCGCAUCCGAGCCAACAUGAUGGACUUUCGCGAGUCUUUCUAUGAUGCCGUAACAGACAGCAGCAGCGAGUUCGCGGAAGUCAUCCGGAGUAGCUGCAUAGAGAUGAUGAAGACGCAGAUCCCCAACCAGCCCGACCUCUGGUCGAAACUCACCCCAGACUACAGUCCAGGUUGCAAGCGCGUCAUCAUAUCCGACGAUUAUUACCCCGCCGUUGCCAGCCCCAAGACAACCCUUGAGAGCAACAAAAUCCGUCGUAUCACGGAAACCGGCAUCGAGCUCGAAGACGGCACGCAUCACGAGCACGACACCAUUGUCCUUGCAACAGGUUUCCGCACAGUAGAGUUCCUGCACCCCAUCAAAGUAACCGGAACGCAAUCACGACCUCUAGCAGAAAUCUGGUCUUCCGGCGCCACAGCCUUGUACGGGACGACGAUCCCUUCCUUGCCCAACUUUGGACUCUUCUACGGACCCAACACAAAUCUGGGCCACAACUCCAUCAUAUUGAUGAUCGAAGCACAGUCUCGGUACCUCAACACGCUCGUCUCUGCUGUACUCGAUGCCCGAAACAGGGGCCAGAGGAUGGGCAUCAUGCCCAAGGAAGACAGAACGCAUGAAUGGAACGAGGGAAUUCAGCAGAUACUGAAGAACAGUUCUUUCGCGGAUCCAAAAUGCAAUAGUUGGUAUAAAAAUAAGGAGGGAAGGAUUACUAAUAAUUGGUCCGGGACUGUGAUUGAGUAUCAGGAGAUGCUUGCAAAGGUUGAUUGGGAGGAUUUCGAAACAACGACUGGUGGUGGUAGUGCUGCGCAUUCUGAUGAUGGUGUGAUGGUGGAGAAGAGUACUGGAGGAGUGAGCGCCAGUAAAGUUGUGUUUGGUACCGGGAAGCAAGAGACGAAGAUUGGAAGGGUUCAUGAGGAGACACUGGUCAGUAAUACUACGUUGGUGCUUGGCACACUGAGUGCAGUCGCUGCAGGUGCAGCAUGGGUGUAUCGGGGUAGGUUGCCCAAGAGACUGGGACUGCGAGCUUGA
Messenger RNA from Alternaria postmessia, 1719 nucleotides. RefSeq lists its product as uncharacterized. The coding region runs from base 1 to 1719 and encodes 572 amino acids. Gene Ontology annotation, molecular function: NADP binding; N,N-dimethylaniline monooxygenase activity; flavin adenine dinucleotide binding. The transcript is spliced from 5 exons. The record is from RefSeq and is a predicted model, not a curated record. Lineage: Eukaryota; Fungi; Ascomycota; Dothideomycetes; Pleosporales; Pleosporaceae.